GUUCUCUCAGACCCGUUAGUCACCUCCCUGGAUCACAGUAGAGAAAGAAGAAGAAGAAAACAUGUCAGGACACAAAUGCAGUUAUCCCUGGGACUUACAGGAUCGAUAUACUCAAGAUAAGUCAGUAGUAAAUAAGAUGCAGCAGAAGUAUUGGGAAACGAAGCAGGCCUUUAUUAAAGCCACAGGGAAGAAGGAAGAUGAGCAUGUCGUUGCCUCUGAUGCAGACCUGGAUGCCAAGCUGGAGCUGUUUCAUUCAAUUCAGAGAACCUGUUUGGACUUGUCUAAAGCAAUCGUACUCUAUCAAAAGAGAAUAUGUUUCUUGUCUCAAGAAGAAAACGAACUGGGAAAAUUUCUCCGAUCCCAAGGCUUCCAAGAUAAAACCAGAGCAGGAAAGAUGAUGCAAGCAACAGGAAAGGCUCUCUGCUUUUCUUCCCAGCAAAGGUUGGCCUUGAGAAAUCCUUUGUGUCGAUUUCACCAAGAAGUGGAGACUUUUCGGCACCGGGCCAUCUCAGACACUUGGCUGACGGUGAAUCGCAUGGAGCAGUGCCGGACUGAAUACAGAGGGGCAUUAUUAUGGAUGAAGGAUGUGUCACAGGAGCUUGAUCCAGACCUCUACAAGCAAAUGGAGAAGUUCAGGAAGGUACAAACACAAGUACGCCUUGCCAAAAAAAGCUUUGACAAAUUGAAGAUGGAUGUGUGUCAGAAAGUGGAUCUUCUUGGAGCAAGCCGAUGCAAUCUGUUGUCUCAUAUGCUAGCAACGUACCAGACCACCCUGCUUCAUUUUUGGGAGAAAACUUCUCACACUAUGGCAGCCAUCCACGAGAGCUUCAAAGGUUAUCAACCAUAUGAAUUCACUACAUUAAAGAGCUUACAAGACCCUAUGAAAAAACUGAUUGAGAAAGAAGAAAGGAAGAUCACCCAGCAGGAAAGUGCAGAGGCCACCGUGGAGGAGCCGAGGCAGUUAAUUUCAUUAGAGGAUGAAAACCAGCACAAGGAGUCUUCUAGUUUUAAGACUGAAGAUGGAAAAAGCGUUUUAUCUGCCUCAGACAAAAGCUCUACACAUAAUGCAUGCUCAGAUGAACUAUUAGACAUGAAACCCGAAGAAGGUGCUUGCCUGGGCCCAACGGCAGGGACCCCAGAACCUGAAGGUGCUGACAAGGAUGACCUGCUGCUGUUGAGUGAGAUCUUCAAUGCUUCCUCCUUGGACGAGGGGGAGUUCAGCAAGGAGUGGGCUGCUGUGUUUGGAGACGACCGGCUGAAGGAGCCAGCGCCUGCUGUGGCCCCAGGAGAGCCAGACCCCAGGCCCCAGACAGGCUCAGGAUUCCUUCCUUCACAGCUUUUAGACCAAAACAUGAAAGACUUACAGGCCUCACUACAAGAGCCUGUGAAGGCUGCCUCGGACCUGACUGCCUGGUUCAGCCUCUUUGCCGACCUCGACCCAUUAUCAAAUCCUGACGCUGUUGGGAAAACCGAUAAAGAACACGAAUUGCUCAAUGCAUGAGUCUGCAGCCUCAUGGUGGGAGCCCACGUGCCACUCCUCGGUCACACCCCUGGGGGCACGCAGACGUAUGAAGUGAUCAGUAUGCUGUUUUAAUAUUUACGUGCCAUUUUAAUAAAAUGAGAGGGU
Molecule: messenger RNA, 1627 nt
Organism: Neomonachus schauinslandi (Hawaiian monk seal)
Lineage: Eukaryota; Metazoa; Chordata; Mammalia; Carnivora; Phocidae
Gene: ICA1
Product: islet cell autoantigen 1
Exons: 14
Coding region: 62-1501 (479 amino acids)
Biological process (GO): regulation of transport
Cellular component (GO): Golgi apparatus
Molecular function (GO): protein domain specific binding
Source: RefSeq, a predicted model, not a curated record